AUCGUUAACAGCAGGCGGUGAUCCCCAAAUGCAGUUUCGAGGUUAAGUCGUCCUGUGUUGUUAGUCCAAACAAACGUGCUUAACGUUGGUUAAGUCAUCGACAGUGUCUGACGUUUUAUCUGCUGAAUUUAGAAUGGAAGGAAAACAACGUAAAAACAAACGGGGUCAAAAGAAGAAGAAAGUUGAGCUGGUUUUUGACCCAGAAGCAAGACGAGAAUUUUUGACGGGCUUUCGAAAAAGAAAGCUGGAGAGGAAGGCCAAGUUUCAAGAGGAGCUGCAGAAAAAGUUGAAAGAAGAACGGAAACGGAUAAGAGAAGCGGCCAAAGAAUCGUACAAGACCAUGGUAAAAUCCCAUUCAACAAUUCCUGAAAUAGAACAUCUUCUUAAAGAAGAACAUGAUCUCGGUACUCACUCUGUUGAAAUUGUAGAGCUAUCCUCUCAAGCCCUAGCAAAGGAAAAUAAUUGGAUUGGUGCUAAUAAUUCAUCGUAUGCUGUAAAAGAGGAGCCCAGCAAGGAAGAAAAUGAUGGCGCUGAGUCUGAAGUGGAGUUGGUCCCUGGAAUGGGUCUCAAGAGAAAAGUCAAGAAGAAAAUCAAACAAGAGUCAAAAUCGGAAGAUGAAGAAGAAGAAGAAGAUAAGGGACCUGUUUUUAAUUCAGCUAAAGAGCUUAAAAAGGUAAUUAAGAAAGAAGCAACAAGAAGCGUUAAAAAAAGCAAGGUUUAUCAAAUGAAAAACAAACUGGACAAAAUCAAAAGCAGGAAAAAGUCACAAACAAAGAACAAAAGAAUAUCAAAGAUCAAAGAGGGUGGGAAAAAGGGUAAACGAAUCAAGCGGGCCAAUGCUAUCAGAGGUUCAAAGCAGGCAAUGGGCAGGAAUUAGACAUUUUUUCAAAAUUAUAGGUACCAACUUUUGUUUAAAUUUGUAUAGAAUUAUGUAUGUAAUGUAAAAUAAAUUGAAACCAUUUAAAAAUAAACUUGACAAAGAAAAUGCCA
Thrips palmi is the source of this 990-nucleotide messenger RNA. RefSeq names its product nucleolar protein 12 (gene vito). The record is from RefSeq and is a predicted model, not a curated record. Gene Ontology annotation, molecular function: RNA binding. Gene Ontology annotation, cellular component: nucleolus. The transcript is spliced from 4 exons. Bases 134 to 877 code for a protein of 247 amino acids. Lineage: Eukaryota; Metazoa; Arthropoda; Insecta; Thysanoptera; Thripidae.